CGGGAUGCGCAUCGCGAGCGGGCGCGUCCCGCAUCGCGAAUCGCAUCCAGGCUGGGAACAUUAUCGCAGCGCACCCGGUCGGCAGGUCUGACCGGGGCGCUGCGAAUAGGAGAACGCUGUGAGCACUCCGGGGAGGAGCGGGGACCCGGAGCGCUCGGCGUAACACAUAUCCAGUGCUCCGGGCGCCUGCACCGGCCGCGAGUGCAUUGUCCACUUGUCCCUGGCUGCAGACGGGACUGGGAUUGCCCCCGCAUGUGAAUCCCAGUCCGUCACUUACCUCUCUCCCCUGCUUCCUCCACUCAGCUCAGCUCCAGUGCAUCUCAACUCCUCCUCCGUCUCAGCUCCAGUGCGCGUCCCCAUCCCUUAGGGCGCACACGCCGGAACGCCUAAAUUUAAAGGGCCUGUACGCCCAUAAUUAUUGUGUACACCUGACACUAUCCUAUAAGUCCAUGCACCUCCCACACUUCCCUGACGGAUCUUAAGUGCCCUUAGCCUGAGAUUAUGCGUUCCAUAUUGCAUGUUUGCCUUACUUGUGUAUCCAGACCUCCCGCUACGUUAUUUGACUCCGCACCUUUGCCGCCUGCCUAACCUUCUUCUAUGUUUGACUAUGCUACUGCCUUAUCCUUCGGUACAUCGCCUUGCCCAGCUACCUGUGUGGUCGAGCCGUGUCGGGGGUAGCGACCUGGGUCUCACCUGCAGCAUCAAGCCCAUCCUGCCUUGCAGCGGGCUCUGGUGAAGACCAGCGGCACCUUAGACUACGCUCCCAGAUAUGGUCCGAGUCCGCAGCCACACAGGUUAAAGGAUCCACAUCCAGCUCGAUUACAGCAAGAUCCGGCCAUGGAUCCUGCUGGGGUUUCUCUGCCUGAUAGUCCAGAUCUCGCUUCCAUCGUGGCGCUCCAGUCACAGCAGUUGGCCCAGCAGACACAGCAGUUGAGCCAGUUAUCCGCCAUGAUGCAGCAGUUACUAACUGCCCAGCAGCAGCCGUCACUACCACAGCCUCCUUCGGCUCCUGUGGCACCUCCCGCUCCUACAGUCAUCUCCGGAUCAAGACCCCGUCUAUAAUAUAAGGGGGAUCCCAAGUCCUGUGGUGCUUUCGUGACUCAGUGUUCUAUGCACAUUAAACCUAUGGCGGAUCAGUUUCCUAUAGAACAAGCAAAGGUGGCCUUCAGCCUCAGUCUUUUAACUGGAAGGGCUUUGGCCUGGUCAACUCUGCUUUGGGAUUGCAGUGAUGCUCUCACUACCAAUCUCCAGGCAUUCCUGACGGAAUUCCGGGGUGUCUUCAAAGAACCUGCUCGAGCUUCCUUCGCUGAGACGGCAUUACUGAGUCUUACUCAGGGCAACUCCUCUGUAGACAAGUAUGCCAUUUAGUUUCGUACCCUGGCAUCGGAGUUAGCAUGGAAUGAUGAAGUUCUUCGCGCCACUUUCAAGAGAGGAUUAUCAAGUCAAAUCAAGGAUGUCCUCUCUGCCCGGGAAUUGCCAUCUAAUCUGAAUGAGCUUAUAUAGUGGACAUCCCAGAUUGAUAUUUUUUUCUCAGAGCAACGUGAGGAACUACGCCAAGAAAGGGAGUCUGCACGAAAGAACCCCGCCCCACAGGAAAGGACUCGCUGACGAAUUGAGAAUCUAUGCCUAUAUUGCGCCAGUGCGGAUAACUUCCUAAAAAAUUGUCCUCUGCGUCCUCAGCCACAGGGAAACGUGUGCACCUAGGGUUUGUAGCAGAGGCCUCCCUAGGUGUGAAUACCACCUCUCCAUACAUAAAUUUGACGGUCCACCUUUUCCUACCUUCCAAAGAGAUCAUCUCCGUUCAUGCCUUUUUUGACUCAGGCUCCGCGGGAAAUUUUAUUGAUGCUGCCCUAGUACAUAGGCAUCAUCUGCUGGUGUCCCACCUGUAAAAGCCUCUGUACAUCUCUACGGUGAAUGGUGAAAGACUGGACUGUACCGUGCUAUAGCGCAUAGAACCGUUGACUAUGCAGGUCGGAGUCUCGCAUAGGGAGAACUUGUCCUUCUAUGUUCUCCCUCAUUGUACUUCUCCUCUCUUGUUUGGCCUACCGUAUUUGCAACUCCAUGUUCCACACCUGGAUUGGAAAACUGGAGAAGUUUUUCGCUGGGGUCCACAUUGCAACUACAACUGUAUCCACAUAAGUAUCACAAAAUUGGAACCAUCAUCUCGUCCACUACCCGGUUUGCCUUCCUUUCUUCAGGACUAUGCCGAUUUCUUCAGUGAAAAGCAAGCCGAAGUGUUAGCACCACAUCAUCUCUACGAUGGUCCAAUUGAUUUGCCAUGUCAGGAGAACCUUCAGAAGGGAUUUAUCAGGAAGUCCUCUUCCCCUGCCAGAGCCUUUUUUUUCUUCGUGGAAAAGAAAGGCAGGUCUCUGCGACCUGCAUCGAUUACCAACGUCUGAAUAAAAUUACAGUGAAGAACCGAUACCCAUUCCCUUUAAUCUCGGAGUUGUUUGAUCUUCGUGGGGCCUAUAAUUGGAUACGUAUACGAGAAAGGGGACGAAUGGAAGCCUGCAUUUAAUUCUCGUGAUGAUCACUUCGAGUAUCUAGUGAUGCCAUUCGGUCUCUGCAAUGAUCCAGCAGUCUUCCAGGAGUUUGUCAAUGUCAUUUUUCAUGACCUCCUAUAUUCCUGUGUUUUUGUUUAUUUGGAUGACACACUCAUCUACUCGCCCAAUAUCCAGACUCAUCGCUCUCAUCUCCGCCAAGUGUUACAGCAUCUCUGUGAAAAUCAUCUUUACGCUAAACUGGAGAAAUGUACUUAAAAAAAAACAGCUUUCCAUUUCUGGGGUAUAAUAUUACCAGUCAAGGCCUUUAAAUGGAUCCCAACAAGCUGUCUGAAGUACUGGACUGGCCUCAACCUUCUGGCUUAAAAGCAAUUCAGUGCUUCCUCGGCUUUGCCAAUUACUAUCAGCAAUUUAUUCCUCACUACUCCACUCUGGUAGCCCCCAUCGUCUCGAUUACCAAGAAGACUGCUAAUCCAAGAGUUUGGACUCCUAAGGCUGAAGAAGCUUUCAAACCUUAACAAUAUAACAAUAUAAAAUGGAAUAAUGUCCUCAAAAAGAACCACAAUGACUGUGCUGCCUUCGCAAUGUAUUUUACAUGCUUGGCACUCAGCAGGGUCUAUUCCUUUAAGACCCUCCAUUUUCUUGAAGCCUAGAGGCGGGCCUUCUCUCUAAAGCAUAGGGCUAGAUCCGGCAUGUCUCAUUCAUUCCAGCUCCAGCCACCACAGUGACCAGAUCCACAAGACUUCUUAAAGCUAAUACAGACUGCAAAUCUGAUAAAUACCAAAGCCUUUUUACCGCACUUUCAUUAUAUCUCAGUAAAGAUUACAUCAGUUAAGCAAACCAGCGUGUCUUUCCUUGAGAUUCGGUAUAAACUUGAUGUGAAGCUGUGUCCACGAGACAGCGGAGACAUUAUAGUAAAAAGGCUUUUAAAACGUUAUCAGAAGCAGUUAAUCAGCUUUGAAUCGUCCGCAGCCUCAGACUCAUAAAUCCUGUGCCCUGCAGUCUGUGUCGGAGUAAGGGCGCGAAGCACUAGAAAGUGAAACUAAUUCUCUCACGUGCUAUAACACCGCUGUGCUGUGUCCAGUCAUCAUCAUUAUCUAGCUGCCAGCUAAAUCAAGAUGCAGAACCCAGAGAACAGCACUCUAACAGUUAACCCUCAAUGCUCCUAUAAAGAGGAAGACACCUUGCCAAGAAGUAGAUCUAGGUGCACAACAUUGUCUAGAGCGUCCAGUCAAACAAAUCUAACUUCGGUUAGCGCUGAUGCAUCAAGAUUUAAACGCCAUAGUUCUAGACACUCAAGCACCACCAGCCUGUCAUCCGCUAGCGCCAUAGCAACUAAGGCAAGAGCGAAAGCAGAGGCAGCUUGUGCAAUGGCGUCCUAUGCAAAGCAGGAAGCUGAAUUGAUGAAAGAACAAGCAAAAAGUGAAUCUGAAGCACUUAGAAGAAAAGCAAAAAGUGAAUCUGAAGCACUUAGAAGAAAAGCUGAAGUGCAAGCAUCUUUACACUUACUGCAACAGCAGAAAAACGCUGCAGCAGCCUUAGCCGAGGCAGAAGUUCUCACAAGGGCUGCCAAAGCUCAGUUCUCUGACAUAGAAACCCAGAUGUCACCCCUCAGCGCAAGCCAACGUACCCGUGAGUACAUUCAGUCACAAGCAAUCAUGUACACUGACCAGCAGUUCAAUGACACACCAAGACCAUCAUUGACUCCACCAGCAAUAAGCAACUUUGAUACUAUGCAACACUGCAAGACUGAAUCAGAACCUCAGGGUAGGAAGUCAAGUGGUCGCAUGCUCAGAGACCAAUCUGCCAACCUGACAAGAGUGCAAACGGAUUCUGAUGUACUCCCUCCUCAAGCAAAUGCAAGUCUGGAUUAUAGCAGAAAGACUUACAACAGAGGAGAACAAAGCAGACUUAGUCAAGUGCCUCAUCAGCCUUACCAGCCGCAGCCAUACCCUGAGUUUACACCCAGGAAGUAUUCACCAGAUGCAGCAAGAGCUACAGAGGUAGCAAGAUUCCUGAUGCGCCGUGAGAUAGUGAGCGCUGGUCUCAUGAAAUUCGACGACCGUCCAGAAAACUACUGGGCCUGGUAG
This is a messenger RNA of Hyla sarda, 4591 nucleotides long. RefSeq lists its product as uncharacterized. Lineage: Eukaryota; Metazoa; Chordata; Amphibia; Anura; Hylidae. The record is from RefSeq and is a predicted model, not a curated record. The coding region runs from base 3620 to 4591 and encodes 323 amino acids. The transcript is spliced from 2 exons.